Brettanomyces bruxellensis is the source of this 600-nucleotide messenger RNA. RefSeq lists its product as uncharacterized. NCBI's taxonomy places the organism in Eukaryota, Fungi, Ascomycota, Pichiomycetes, Pichiales, Pichiaceae. The transcript has a single exon. The record is from RefSeq and is a predicted model, not a curated record. The coding region runs from base 1 to 600 and encodes 199 amino acids.
AUGUCACAACAAGUCAAUCCGCCAAGACCAAAGUCGGAGUCUUCAACUAAAAGCAAUCCGGAAAAUGAUAACAUAAUGCUGGAUUAUCCGAUAGUGUCAAUUGCAUAUUGUGUUCGUUGCAAAUGGAUGCUUCGGGCAGCAUGGUACCAACAGGAAAUUCUUCAAACUUUCGCAAGCAAAGAAGAUCCGGAAGCCACAGAGAAAGCAGGAGAUGGUUUCUCGAAAUUAACCAUAAACUCUGUUCUCCUAAAGCCUUCACUUGUGGCCGGCACCUUCACCAUAGCAAUUAAGCCAAGAAGAGCAGAUAACUGGACUGUUCUCUGGGAUAGGAAGAUGAACGGAGGCUUUCCGGAUUCCAAGGUUGUUAAGCAGAAAAUCAGGGACAUUGUUAAGCCAGGUCUAAAAAUGCGCCACUUAGAUCGUCCAAGUGAAAGCUCAAACGGUUGCUUGAUUAGCGGCGGUGGCGAAAGCUGCUCAAACAGGUCGUUGCCACCAACACAAGGCUCUGCAAACUCAAAAUCAUCGCAAGGGUCAUCACUUGCACGGACAAAGACAUUUACUGAAGAAUGUUUGGAAUGCACCAGAACAUGGGAAGGUUGA